Molecule: messenger RNA, 1832 nt
Organism: Phymastichus coffea
Lineage: Eukaryota; Metazoa; Arthropoda; Insecta; Hymenoptera; Eulophidae
Product: endoplasmic reticulum membrane sensor NFE2L1-like
Exons: 6
Coding region: 997-1704 (235 amino acids)
Biological process (GO): regulation of transcription by RNA polymerase II
Cellular component (GO): nucleus
Molecular function (GO): DNA-binding transcription factor activity, RNA polymerase II-specific; RNA polymerase II cis-regulatory region sequence-specific DNA binding
Source: RefSeq, a predicted model, not a curated record
CGAAUCGCGCGAGAGACCGCGAGAAUUCGAAUCUGGACAGGCAGAGCGACUCGCGUAUGCGUGCGAUCGCGCCUGUGAGUUAAGGUCGUCCGCUAUCUGAAUGCGACAGAGUGAGAGAGAGAGAGAGAGAGAGUGAGCGCGCGCCAGAAGUGGGGACAGGCGUAUCUGCUUCAGACGCGGAGUGGCUGCCGCUGCUCGCUGCUCCUCUCAAUUAAGGAAAUAACACGCUCGCGCCGAGCCAGCAGCAGCGCGCACUCGCUUUCGCGCGGACACGGUCGUUUGCGAGCAAGGAUCGCCAUCCCGGGGGAGACAGGAUGAUGAUGACGGAGGAUCUGCCGCGGAUGAGGCCGCUGUCACCGGGUAGCCAAGUCCUACCCGAAGCCAAGCGUCUGCGGACCAGCGGCGGCGGUAGCGGCAGCGGCUCCGACAGCUCCGGCGAGCCCGAGACGUGUGUCAGCGAGCGCGCCUUCGAAGGCAAGAGCGGGAAAUUCAAAAGGAUCCGAGGUUAUUUUGGAGUGCUGUGCGAGAGCGGAAGGAAAAAAAAAGAGAGUGAGAAGUGGGAGUCGCAUGUGGAGACACCGCCUCUGUGCUGCCGACUGGCUUUUCAACUCCACAAAACUAGCAUUCGCGUGGUGACCGCCCGGCCUGUCUGAUCAGCUGAUCCUAUACGCAUACAAUACAAUAAGCAGGUGCUGGAAAAUUAACAACUUCAUGUGAUAAGAAUUCAAAGUAAAAGUGUUUUUUCAUCGAGAAAGUGCAAAGGAGAAACAUUUUCCAAAAUGUUUCACAAACUCAUAGUGGUCAAUAUGAGAGCGAAACCACUGUGACAAAAAACAAAUUUAGUAAUAAUUUUAGAAACCUUUGGUGUCUGUGAUAAAAAAAGUUUAUCUAGAUACAAGGACUAUUUUAUAUAAAUAAUAUCAAGUUAAGUUGCACAAGUGUAUUUCUGUGAUAGUUUUCAACUAAUAAGUUUAUAAUACAACUGACAAACACAACAUGCUCAACCUCAAGAAAUUCUACAGUGAUGAGCUGCUUCAACUUGCUCUGAUACUCUCAUUAUUGAGAGUAGAUCCUGACUCAUAUCUUGGCCUAGAUAUACAAACCAUAGGAGUUGGUUCAUUGGAUCUGAACAAUGGUUCUGGUUGGCAUACUGAUUCGCAUACUAUAGUUCAUAGGCCAGCUUUCGUACAUCCCAAAAAUCUUGACUCCAUACUACUCAACUAUGAGAGAGAUUUGUUUGAAGACUUGAAUGCUUUAGGCAGAUACAAUAGAAUAAAUGCAGCGCACAAUGACAUUCAUGCAUACUUACUGAACAUUGAUGACAAAGCUGGUCCAAGUGCUGCUGUCAACAAUGCCACUGAUGAUGCACGGAAUACCACCUCACCGGAUCCGCCACAACCUUCGCAGACAACCAAUGACAGCUUUGGACCUGCUGAGCUCACCCAAGAGGACAUGGAUUUGAUCGAGGUGCUGUGGAAACAGGACGUCGACCUGGGUUUCACACUUGUCGAUCCCGCGAAAAACUCAGCCUCCACUUCGAAAAAAGAGUCCGAGGACGACCUUGAGAAGCUCAAAGCUUUACAAGCCAUCAACCAUGCUGACGAGAAGGAGCCGAAAAUUAAGGAAGAGCCGCCCCAAGGAGGAGGACCCGUGGGCUGGAAUCCCUUUACACCGUCGAUCUGGAAACCGGCGAGUACAUCUUAAGCACAGCAAGUGCAAAUUCGCCAACGUCGGAGACAACAACAACAACAACAACAACAGCGGACGCGGUCGUAGCUCCGUCGUCGACGUCGUUGUCGUCCCCGUCAACCAAGCAAGACGAAGAUCAAGAG